This is a messenger RNA of Haplochromis burtoni (Burton's mouthbrooder), 4565 nucleotides long. RefSeq names its product potassium inwardly rectifying channel subfamily J member 10. The record is from RefSeq and is a predicted model, not a curated record. Gene Ontology annotation, cellular component: plasma membrane. Gene Ontology annotation, molecular function: inward rectifier potassium channel activity. NCBI's taxonomy places the organism in Eukaryota, Metazoa, Chordata, Actinopteri, Cichliformes, Cichlidae. The transcript is spliced from 9 exons. Gene Ontology annotation, biological process: potassium ion import across plasma membrane; regulation of monoatomic ion transmembrane transport. Bases 372 to 1637 code for a protein of 421 amino acids.
UUAUUACACCAAUUACACAGACUUUCAGGACGCAACAGGGAUUCAGGAAUGAGAGAGCUCAGGGGGAACAGUGAGAGAGGGGCCUGUUAUAAAGCCAAGUCCUGUCACUUUGGGAAGAAUUUGUAGCCAGUGAGAGCGGGCUUUGGGUCCGAAACAAGAGCCCGAUGAGCCAGUGACUGUCUCCAUAAUUCUCCUCAGCGGUGUAUCAGUGUCGUGGGACGCAGGGUGUUGAAGUUACUCCUGCAGAGUUACAGUCCCAAUUGUGUCCUGUGAGCAUGACAACAAAGCAGCCAUGUGGACGAAAGGCUGAGGCUCCAGGCUCCUAACUCCUCUCUGUACGGGUCAAUUAGAUUGCAGCCUGCGCUGAAAAGAUGACAUCUGCCACACCUCCUUCCUCUCGUAGCUCCUCUCCACAUAAAGUUUGCCACUCGCAGACACAGACAGAUGUCUUAAAACCUUUACUUGGUGGUGGCAUAUCUAGUGGGGGAGGGUCUCUGAGGAAGAGGAGACGUGUCCUGUCCAAAGAUGGGCGAAGCAACGUGCGCAUCGAGCAUGUCAGCGGACGGAGUGCUCUGUACAUGCGUGACCUCUGGACAACAUUUCUGGACAUGCAGUGGCGCUACAAGUUCUUCCUGUUCACUGCCACUUUUGCAGGGACCUGGUUCGUGUUCGGGGUGCUGUGGUACCUGGUUGCACUGGUCCAUGGAGACCUUCUUGAGUUUGACCCUCCAUCAAACCACACGCCCUGUGUGAUGCAGAUGCAGACGCUAACGGGGGCUUUCCUCUUCUCCCUGGAGUCCCAAACAACCAUUGGAUACGGUUUUCGCUGCAUCACUGAGGAAUGUCCAGCUGCCAUAAUCCUUCUCAUAGUUCAACUGGUUAUCACCAUGCUCAUGGAAAUCUUCAUCACCGGUACCUUUCUGGCCAAGGUUGCCCGGCCAAAGAAGCGCGGUGAGACAGUGAAGUUUAGCCAACAUGCUGUGGUGUCCGCCCACGAGGGCCGCCCCUGCCUCAUGAUCCGGGUGGCCAACAUGCGCAAAAGUCUCCUGAUUGGGUGUCAGGUGACUGGAAAACUGCUCCAGACGUCUCUGACCAAGGAAGGGGAGACGGUUCGUCUGGAUCAGAGAAAUGUCCCCUUCCAAGUGGACACUUCCAGUGACAGCCCCUUCCUCAUCCUGCCCCUUACCUUCUACCAUGUCAUCGAUGACAACAGUCCCUUGAGAGCUUGGGCAGCCAAGGGUGGUGGCUGGACUGACCCAGAAUUGGCUGACUUUGAGUUGCUGGUGAUCAUGAGCGCCACCGUGGAGCCAACCUCCGCCACCUGUCAGGUUCGCACCUCCUACCUGCCAGAUGAGAUCCUCUGGGGCUACGAAUUUCCCCCUGUAGUUUCCCUGUCUCCCUCAGGGAAAUAUGUAGCAGACUUUGCCUUCUUCGACAAAGUGGCCAAGACCAAGACCGCCCCCAUUUUUAAGCCAUCCAGCCCCCAGCACGGGUACCAGAGCAAUGGAGGGGGGACUGUACCUGAGGUGACUGAUCCAGAGAAGAUUCGUCUGGAGCAGAGCUACAGGGAACAACGAGGAGAGGACCGAGGUCGGGUCAGGGACUCUCCUCUGAGUGUUCGCAUCAGCAACGUGUGAAGAGUUUAAACCAGAAGGUUUAAAAAGCAACAGGAGACGUCGCCAAGUUCAGUGUAAAUAGCAAAUCAGUGAAACAUCAUAUCGAUGAACAGAACAGAUUAAUGCUGACUACUGUAUGAACAUGUGGAGUAUGUUAUUGUCAUAUGCUUGCUGGGUAUGAUAUAUAUAGAUACACUCACUUGACUGUAUUCAUAUGAAGGAAUAACGUCAUAACUACAGCUCUUUACAUCUGAUCACGGCACAAGUCCAUUCACUUCACAUACACUACAUACAGUUUUAACUCAAAAAACUACAAUACAAAUGAUACAAAAAUCAAGUAAAGAAGAUGGAAAUCUCAGUGGGCACUAACCAAGUUACAAAAAGGUGUGAGACAGUGGUGUUUAAUUUUCAUUUUUUUUCAAAAGUAGAGCAGAAUAAAGAGUGGGUUUGGAGACGUUAUUAUGACGAAGUGAGAUGGAAACACCCGCCCACUUAAGUAGAAGCACUGAACCGUGUAUAAUACGCCUAAAAUGUAUGCAAAUGUGUGUUUAAAAUACAUACCCUGUUACAUGUAAACAUUUAUGUACAAAGGUCAUAUGACUCUGAGUUUUUGCAGUAAAACAGGAGUAAAAGCAGUUUUUCUGCCUCCUGCAACCCCUCCCCACCCCCGAUUUCCUCUAAAUGAGUAAUAUAUUUUAUAUUUCCUGGUAAAAACCCAAACAUGUACUGUAAUAGUUCAAUUAAAUGUAGCACUACAACUGAAAAGUAGACAAAGCUGAUACGUUUUGUGUUCAGUAUGACCUGUAUGUUGGUAAUGGUAUUUGUAUUUCAUGAUUUCUGUCAUGCGUGACUGCUGUUGCUGCUUCAGAACAUAGCACUUUAUGUAUGUGAUGUAAAUUUGUAUCUUGAAAGGUUAAGGUGAAUGUGUGUUAAAUUUUGAGUCUACUAAAAGCACUCAAACACUGAAAAUGAUUGAAUUGUUAGUUUUAAAAAACAAAUGUUUAAUUUUUUUUAACAAAUCAGACUGUAACAGUUUUUUGAAUGUCUCUGUAGCUUUAAUAAUAUUAAUGUGUCCAGAUAUGCACAAACAUUAAAGGAACUCUCCUUUAUGUAAAAAGCAGUAGCCUACUAUUCCUUGAACACUUCUGUGAUCACUUUGUUGGAUCCCCUUAUUUUUUUUAGUGUACAAAUCACACAAAAAGUGGAACAGUAGGAUACAUCACAGGUGAGUGCUGGGAUGUGAGAAUGCGGAAUAGUAAUAGUUACAAAUGAAGUGAUCCAUGAGCUUAAUGGAUCUGAAUAGGAUGAAAAAUACACCUUUUGUAAUACUUCCUUCACACUAUGAGUGUAAAGUGUCUUUAAAGACCAGCUUAGUGACUUAUUCUUAUCUUUGGUUUUCUUCAUCCUCCUCUUGUACACCACUUGAACCACUUGAACUUGUACCACCCUGGAAACUAUCUCUGGAAGACUCUCACUCUUUCUGGAAAAAUCUCACCCCAUGUGGACUUUCCGCUGCUUGUCAGGGAAUUCUCAUCUCAUUUUGUACUUUCCUGCCUUUUGUAAACAUUUUUAUCUCUGAGCCUGUUGUGAGUCUUCCAGUUAUAUGAUUAGCUGUGACAGAUAUGCUCUUAUUUUAGUCAGUUUAUUAAUCCACAUACUACUAAACAGCGUUUCUUGCCUCUGAUAUACAUAAUUAAAAUGAUUGUGUAUAGGUAUUAGCUAUAUGCUCAUGUGGAACCAUCUGUUUAGACUGGAAGACUUCAAAUGAAACUGCAAUUGAGGUUUAAGUCUUACUGAUACUAUGUUAACCUCAGCUGCAUCCUACUGAAACCCUAACAUAAAUUUAUCAGCAUGUUUACAGAUUUGUAACACAUCUACCAAACGCAGCUUGGCUAACAUGAUCAUUUUUCUUUGGUUCAGUCAUAAAGGGGGUGGGUGUCUAGUUGGAUGUCUUUGUCUCUCUUUGAUGUCAUUUCAAGCACUGACACGUGCCAAAUAUACAUUUGUAUUGCUUACAACACUGAAAAUAACCCUUUCAUUGCUCAUCUUGUUAACAAUUAUAACGGAAAAGCCUCUUUAAACUAUUUAUUUCUCACUGAAACUUUUUUAAUAAAAACUAAAAACAAAUAAACAUUAAACCAACCCAAAAAAGGAAAGAGAAGCUGACAGGAAGUCUGGUUUCAAAACGUUAUGCUGCUUCCUCAUUGAUCAUUUGAGAGAAUCAUGACUUGUGGUGUAGUCUUGUUUGCGCUACUUUUGUUCUACAUAAUAGAAGUACAAGGUCUCCAACAUGUGUUUGUGCUGCAUGGAAAGGACUUACACUUGGAUACAGAGAAACCUGUUACACUUGACGAACAGACAGAUUUGUUCUGGAAAGUUAAUUCCAGUAACAAUAUAGCUAAAUGUGUUUUUAAUAAAGAUCCAUUCGUGUAUAACAAAUAUGCAGGAAGGGCUGAGCUGUUUGGACCAAAUUGCUCUUUGAAAUUAAAGAAUGUUCAACACAGUGACAGUGGAGAUUAUACUGCACUUGUGGUCAGCGAACAAGAGCAAAGGGUAGCUAAAUACAAGGUCAUAGUUCAAGAUCCAGUGACUCCUGCCAAACUGACAGUGGACCCUGUGUCCAACAGCUCAGACUCCUGUAACCUGACUGUGACCUGCAGCGCAGUGGACUUUAACGUCAGCAGUAGUUUUAGAUGUGAUGGUAAAAUCUGCUCUCAUGCAGGAGCAAAGGAUUUGAAGGCCACGAAAAAUUUUUCCUCUCUAAGUGUUUACCUGCAGCAAGACACCAUUUUCUGUAAUCACAGCAACCAAGUGAGCUGGAACGUGACUAAGCUGCUCAAAUCUUACUGUGAAACAGAGACAGCUCCCAGUGGAGCCAUCAUAAAUGCAGCUUCGACUUCUGUUCUCUUCUUGCUGACUCUCUUCAUAACCUUUGUGGCAUCAUGAAAU